Messenger RNA from Dendrobium catenatum, 722 nucleotides. RefSeq names its product pentatricopeptide repeat-containing protein At5g46100-like. Gene Ontology annotation, molecular function: protein binding. The record is from RefSeq and is a predicted model, not a curated record. The transcript has 2 exons. Lineage: Eukaryota; Viridiplantae; Streptophyta; Magnoliopsida; Asparagales; Orchidaceae. Bases 292 to 636 code for a protein of 114 amino acids.
CCUCCCUUCCCGCCUCGCUUCUCAGAAUCCGAAAUCUAUGGUCUCCUCCAAAGCUCCGGCGAUCAAAUGGACGGCGCCGCCGGCAACUUUCCACGUCCUCCAGAUAAUCCGCUCCGAGCGUGACAUCCAGAAAGCUCUGCUCAUCUUCGAAUCCGCCUCCAACGAGUAUCCCUCCUAUCCCGCGCCUUCUCCGAGCUCGGUGACCCUCCUGCCGAACCCUCUUUCCUCCCCCUCAUCCGCGCCUACUCCCGCGCCCACCUCCCUCUCGACGCCCUCUGUUUCUUCCGCCGCAUGAGCUCCGACUUCCUCCUUCGCCCUUCCCACCGCUCCUACAACGCCAUCCUCGCCGCUGUCGUUACAAACAACCAUCUUUCCCUUGCUAAAACCCUCUUCAACGAGAUGAAGCUAAGCGGUGUCCCCUUCACUGUUUCGUCUUUCAAUAUCCUCAUCAAGGCCCUUUGCUCCUCCGGCGUCAUUGAAGCCGCAUUCCGCAUAUUCCAUCGAAUGCCAGGCCGAAGAUGCCCGCCGGACGCGUGCACUUACAGCACUUUGAUCGACGGGCUUUGCCAGCAUGGAAGAGUCGAUGAUGCCUGUCUGGCCAGUUCGAACAUGCUCUCAAGGUGUUUGAUGAGAUGAGUAAGAAAGGUGUUAAGCCCAAUGUGGUCACCUAUAGCUCGUUAAUUGAUGGGCUUUGUAAAGGUGGCCGUCCAUUUGCUGCAGAA